Molecule: messenger RNA, 192 nt
Organism: Mytilinidion resinicola
Lineage: Eukaryota; Fungi; Ascomycota; Dothideomycetes; Mytilinidiales; Mytilinidiaceae
Exons: 1
Source: RefSeq, a predicted model, not a curated record
GAAAAGUUAAUUAUAUUAAUAUAUAUAUUAGGAGGGCAGCUAGUACAAGAACCUAAGGUUUUAAGCGUUCGGCAUAGUAAUAUAGUAAAGGGCGGGCAUUAUAAUAUAUUUAUCGAGGACAGUAUAGUAGUAUUUAUAACGCGAUACUAUAAGGGUUAUAUAGUUAGUAGUAAUAUUAAGAUUAUCUAUUAA